UCCUGUAAAAGCUAUCUACUGUUGUUUAACAGUUACAAGUCUCAACCCAAAAAAAUUGAUCUGCUAUGGCCCACUCUUUACUGGUGAUAGUGGAUUCUAAUCUGGUAACAACUCACCUCUCACUUGUCUGUUUUCCUUGCUUGUAUAUCUACACAGAGAGAAAGAGAGAGAUAGAAAGAGAUGGCGUGUAGGAUUGGAACUGCACAGGCCAUUUCACAAGCGAAGCAGCCACACCAACUAACAUAGAAAAGGCUAACAGAUCAUAAUGGCAACAGAGGAGCCUGAAAAUGAGCCCUCACAAGCUCACAGCUGCAGAUGUGAUCCAUCUUCUCCUUAUGGCAACAAUUCCUUCAUCUCUCCCCUUCUUUACAUCUCUCAGAAACGCAAAAUCCUUUUUUUUAUUGUUUUUAUUUGUUACUGAUAGGAUGUCACAGAUACGUCUCUUCGCUUCUGUAAUUUCGGCUCACAAACCAAUGCUGCUGAGUUUAUUCUGUCAUCUCUCCUUUUACCUGUAAAAAGUCUCUUUUUUAUUGUAAUCCAUGCUCCUAACUUUCUGUCAUUUUCUCUUCUGCCUCUAUCUCUCUCUCUCUCUAUUCGAAUCCAUAGGUUACUUAUUCAUUCAUUCAAUAGCUUUUUAGGACAACUUUCCGAUACCAACCAAUUUUAGCACUCUCUCUCUUGCUCCUGACUACAUUUAACACUGGACACCAAACUUACAAGAAAGCUCUAAUGGUUCAUUAUUUCUUCUCAGUUAAAGCUCAAAGACGCGUCCAUUACCUCCUCACGUUCUUUCUGAUCUUCCUCACUCUAUCCCUGCUCCCAUCCUUAGCUCCAGGUAAGCCAUUACUUAAACUCUCAGAAGAUACUCAUGAGGGAGAAGGGAAGGAUGAAAUUGUUGAGGGAUCAAUGAUUGGAUCGAGACCUCCACUAUGCAUUGGGAUUUGCAGAGCUUGCGGCCGCUGUGAGGCAAUACAGGUGCCCGCAAUUCCUCAACAGAGGAACGUAGGUGGCAAGGUAUUUGCGCCAAUGAACGUUAUCAGAGGUGAUUACAGCUCUAACUAUAAGCCUUUGAGCUGGAAGUGCAAAUGUGGAGAUCUGAUUGUUAAUCCCUGAUCGAUGAUGGAAGCUUUUGACUUUUUAAUUAUGUGGAUAUACUGAUUCAUGUCGUGGAAAACCAAAAAAAAGGCUUUUUUUGUGUUCCUGAUCUUGCUGAUUCCUAUUCUUCAAAGUUAAAAACCGGAAGGUUUGCAACAAAGCAAACUAAGCUUUCUAUUGUUUGUUGACAUAUUUAAUUGUCAAUAUGCUAUGGCUUCCAUGGUUUUGUUGUGUCAUCCUGAUUGCAUUAUUUGUUAGAUGGAGUUUUUUUGGUUUCUAUCAACUUAAUU
This is a messenger RNA of Dendrobium catenatum, 1385 nucleotides long. RefSeq names its product EPIDERMAL PATTERNING FACTOR-like protein 2. The transcript is spliced from 4 exons. Gene Ontology annotation, biological process: stomatal complex development; guard cell differentiation. The record is from RefSeq and is a predicted model, not a curated record. The coding region runs from base 730 to 1113 and encodes 127 amino acids. NCBI's taxonomy places the organism in Eukaryota, Viridiplantae, Streptophyta, Magnoliopsida, Asparagales, Orchidaceae.